Eimeria tenella is the source of this 531-nucleotide messenger RNA. RefSeq lists its product as uncharacterized. The record is from RefSeq and is a predicted model, not a curated record. The transcript is spliced from 3 exons. Bases 1 to 531 code for a protein of 176 amino acids. Lineage: Eukaryota; Apicomplexa; Conoidasida; Eucoccidiorida; Eimeriidae.
AUGCCAAAAAAAACCCAAAAUUUGAACUUUUUUCAGGAAAAUUGCAAACUUUGCCCCGCGGGAAGGUACUGCUACGCGUACAACUUCGACAACCCGAAAGAGCCCGUCAUCAAAGGCACCAUUCUUCCCCCGGGGACUGCGCAGCUGGAGAGUUUCCCGUGCCCCCCUGGGACUUACACGACGACUUUCGCCAACACUUUGGAGCAGUGCACAUCUUGUGGGGCAGGGACGGGCUGCACGGACGGGAACCAAGUGGAGUACUGCGCGGCGGGCUACUACUGUCCCGCGGGGACUUACGACCACCGCUCGCUGCCCUGUCCCCCCGGGACCUUCAGCGCGGCCCGCAGGGCCUCCGCGCGCGCUGCAUGCGGAGACUGUCUCCUGGGGCACUUUUGUGCUGCUGCAGCGCAGCAGCAGCCCGACAAGUGCCCCGAGGGCCACUUCUGCGCCGCCCCGGGCCUCGCCCUCGCCACGCCCUGUCCCCCCGGCACCUACAACAGCAAGUGCGCCUCCAGCUGGCUAGCUGGCUAG